CAGCUAUGAAUUGAGCCGACACGUGGGCGCAAGAGCUUUUGUGUGCAGUGCAUUUCUUAGCAUUACGUUUCACGACUUCCUCCGGGCACGGCGCGACCCAAGUAUGCUUUGUUCGCUACCAUAGCAUUGCGUCCGGCAACGUAGCUUCCGAAUAAGUUAAUUGGUCUGGACACCUACCAGGCUAUAGCCUACAAUCUGACUUCCUACGAUUGAUUACCAGUCUGCAUCGGGUAUUUCGUGUGCCGAACGCAUCCUCAUUCUCUGUCUCACGGAUUUCUUUCAUCACUCAUCAGACUACUGGCUGUUUACGCGUUUGGUGACUGCAUAGGUUGUUGUUGUUGGCGCGUCUGACAAUGAAGACGUAUGACAUUGGAGGCGUUUCUCGGUCGUACCCUUCAGUUACUCUAGGCUUCUUCAACUUGCUGGCUUUGGCGGCGUUUUCGAGUGGAACGACGGUGAGUCUGUUGCAGCCGGUUGCUCCAUCGAGCUCGACGUUUGGAGAGCGAGAUGCGAGUGUGGGUGUUAAGACACCAGCACAAAGCUCGAGUGGCUUGUUAACGGCGCAUUCUGUUUCCGACCUGUUUGACAUGUCUGUACAUGUACAAGAGUCAGAGUCUGGUAUUAAGAUGGAGUCGUUUGUAUUGGCUUCAGUGAGCAGUUACAGUGAUUCACUCGCCAUUAUUACUCCAACUCCGUCCGCUGUUGUCUCAUCUGAUGGUCUGAGUGCCUCUUUGGUGAGUGGAAUGGAGACCUCUGAGAUGAGUGAUUUGGUUGUUGUGCAGUCGACUGUGGUUGUGCAGUCUGUGUCUGCGUUUGAGGUGUCGAGCAGCUUAAAUGUUAGCGGCCAGAGUAUCAUGAGAAUGACUCUGAUUUCUAGCAUUCCGACUGGAAAUGUGUCCGCACAUGAAACUGUCAGCAUCAUUCGAGUACUUGGCAAUGCGUCUGUUAUGGGGGUGUCUUCUACCACUUCCUCUGUUGUUCAAAUGUUUUCUAUUCCUCCUACUAAUUCGUCUGUUGUACGAGUGUCCACUUCUUCUCCUACCAGUUCGUCUGUACAAGCGUCCUGUCCUACUUUGGUUUCACUGUCUGUCACUGCUGCGGUUGAUAUGGCAGUUACAAUGGAGCAACUCGCUCGAGCUGUUACAGUACACUACAAUGGAGUUUCUCUGGACAAGUGGCAAGAAGACGACUCGGGGAUCAACCAAUUUCGAGAGCUUGUGUUUGAAAUUCUGAACAGCUCGUGCAGCUGUGGAGUGAACAGUUCGAGUCAAGUUCAUAUUGUUCCUCACACGCCAUAUAGUAAGGAUGACGGGAGUUCGAUUGCUCUGUUUCUGAUCGACUCUCAACAACGGGUAGUCAAGAAGGAAGAAUUUUUCUCUAUUCUGUUGAAUCAUGCGGAGCAACUCAGAAGCUUGUUUUCUGAUGACAUUAGCUCAGUGGAGGUGACGAGAGACGUAUCUGAAUGUAUCUGGAGGAAGAUAUUCGGUCGUUUUCCGGACCUCAUUGACAACUUCGUGCUACCGUGGGUGCCACUCAUUGCAGCCGCUGUACUUCUCCUUUUGGUUUUGCUUUACAGAGCCAGACAGGCUAAUUAUUGGUCGAGACACAGAUCUAAAGUUGAUCUGUCGACCGUGUAUUAUAUCACAGAUCUUGACACCACUGCAAUGUACAAUGGGAAUGGUUCGAGUAAUACAAAUGGGAAGCAUUUUGUCAAUGGGGAGAAGCCUGACGUUUCUGUAUUGUCACAAGAUGCAUCCGAGGUGUAGUUGUUGAGUGUAUUUCAUUUGAUGUUUUACAUACAGGAUUUUUCAGACUAAAUAAUUCUGCAGUUGCAGCGUGUGUGUAGCUACCAUUGAUAUGUACUAUAUAUACGUCGUUAUCAAUGUUACUUAUUACAUCA
Molecule: messenger RNA, 1900 nt
Organism: Corticium candelabrum
Lineage: Eukaryota; Metazoa; Porifera; Homoscleromorpha; Homosclerophorida; Plakinidae
Exons: 5
Coding region: 354-1766 (470 amino acids)
Source: RefSeq, a predicted model, not a curated record